Striga asiatica is the source of this 1516-nucleotide messenger RNA. The record is from the annotation of a GenBank genome assembly. NCBI's taxonomy places the organism in Eukaryota, Viridiplantae, Streptophyta, Magnoliopsida, Lamiales, Orobanchaceae.
GUUUAGGCGCACUUUGACUUUGUUUCUUCUCUCGCUGAGGUCGCCACAGUCUGAUCUUGGACUCGACAUCCAUUGGAGCUCAUCUCAAUCUCAUCUGGGUUUUUAGCAAAAGAUUCAAGACAAAAUAAAAUAGGGCAACGCGUGUAAUUCUGUGCGCAUAUUGCGAACGCUCCAUGCAGAUACGGAAUCGGGUGUUGCAUUUGGUAGAGCAUCAUAGUUACGUUCUCUUCUAGAACUUUCUUGAUUCUAUUUUUCAAAGAGCAAUAUGACCUUUGGAUAAUGUUAUGGAUUCCUCGAAUGGAGAUAGAAGCCUUUUCAAUGGCUCAGUAGAUCAGGUCUCAAGUCCAGUCAGAAGAGAAACAUCUAGCAGAGCUUUUUCAGGGAUGAAGAAUCAAAUUAAUAAAGCCGACACAGAUGUAGAGAAUGGGAGGUUCGAAAAGGACCUGGAAAAGUCUCUAAGAAAUAAAAGAGGACUUACAGUACACAAUCAGGCCUUGUUAUCCGGUCUCUCCUAUUGUUUGUCCUCGUGUAGCAUGAUAUUGGUCAACAAGUAUGUCCUCUCCAGUUAUGGCUUUAAUGCUGCCAUAUCAUUGAUGCUUUACCAGAAUUUUGUAUCAGUAGUUGUUGUUUCCAUUUUGAGUCUCCUUGGAAUAAUUACAACGGAACCACUUACAUGGAGAUUAAUCAAGGUCUGGUUGCCAGUUAAUAUUAUAUUUGUGGGGAUGCUGGUCUCAAGUAUGUUUAGUUUGAAAUACAUUAAUGUUGCCAUGGUUACGGUUCUCAAGAAUGUAACCAAUGUGAUGACAGCUGUUGGCGAAAUGUAUUUAUUCAACAAGCACCAUGAUAAUAGAGUUUGGGCAGCCCUUUUCUUAAUGAUUAUUUCAGCAAUAUCAGGAGGGUUCACAGAUCUUUCAUUUCAUGCUGUUGGAUACACAUGGCAAUUUAUCAAUUGUUUUUUGACAGCAUCAUAUUCUUUGACUUUGCGUCGGGUAAUGGACACUGCCAAACAAGUCACUAAAUCUGGAGAGUCGAACGAGUUCUCAAUGGUCAUGCUAAACAAUAGCCUCUCACUGCCUCUUGGAGUUAUUCUCCUGUUUGUGUUCAAUGAGGUUGACUAUCUUUCACAAACGCCACUCUUGAGAAUGCCGUCUUUCUGGCUGGUUAUGACCUUUAGCGGGCUAUUGGGUUUAGCAAUCAGCUUCACUUCCAUGUGGUUCCUCCAUCAAACUGGAGCUACUACUUACAGGAUUAUUAGCAGGAGUGCUGUUCGCUAGAGCAAAAAUGCGAUAACGGAUUCGUAUUUUUUAUCUUUUGUUCCUUUUGAAAGAUUUUAAAGUUUACACUUAACGUGCCGACCUGCUUUGUAGCCUGGAAUGUUCGUUUCACGACCAGCAGCGAUGCAACAUUUUUCCCUUCAAUUCUAGCAUUUGAUGAUAGUGUUAGUCAUGUUCUAGUGUAAUUGAUGAAAAAUAUAUACAAGCAUGAAACAAAAUUAUACAUAAUGUUCCUUCAAUUC